Messenger RNA from Diaporthe citri, 1434 nucleotides. RefSeq lists its product as uncharacterized. The record is from RefSeq and is a predicted model, not a curated record. NCBI's taxonomy places the organism in Eukaryota, Fungi, Ascomycota, Sordariomycetes, Diaporthales, Diaporthaceae. The coding region runs from base 1 to 1434 and encodes 477 amino acids. The transcript has 2 exons.
AUGGACAGCAUGCACCAAGGACAGGGCUACCCGCCCCGUAACGGCUGGAAUCCAGAGGGCUCAACUCACGAGUCCUACCCGGAGAAGACGAGACCCGAUUCACAGCCCUCCAACACGUCCAAAAGAUUUAUCUGGAGGGUGUUCCGGCUCGGCGCUACGAUAGCACUCACAAUCGCCGUCCUGGUCCUUACGCUCAUCAUCCUCGUUGCUGGGAGACAUGGCGAUGGAAGCAGUGACCUUUCGCUGAUAACAAUCGACAUGAGCAACUUUGCCCGUUUCAACCCGCCAGUAAUCACCCUCGUCGACAACACCACCGAGGCCACCAAGACUCGAAGGGGCCUCGGAUCCUUCGUGAGCGACGUCGCAGGCAAGGCGAGCGAUGCCGCCGACUCGGUCGAAACCUUUGCGUCGGGCGCCGCGUCGGCCGUCGAGUCAGCGGCCGGGGCCGUCGCCACCGCCGCCGAGGCCGAGGCUGACAAGAUCAUCGACGAGAUCGGCGACAAGCUCGACGACAUCGAGAACGCCGUCAUGGGCCUCAUGGACAAGGUCCUCGGCACCAUCCAGGACGCCCUGAACAAGUGGCUCCAGGAGGCCGCCGGCGCCCUCGACGACAUCGACAUCCCGAGGACAAUGUCACUGCACCUGACGACGUACUGCAGCGGAAACGCCACCAUGAACUCGACGACGAGCGAGUCCGACUCCAACUCCACAACCGCCACCGCUGCUUCCGGCUCCAUGUCGUGCACCCGCCUCUUCUCGAGCGGCGAGACCUCCUUCAACUCGACCGCCAACAACGGCACCAUCUUCGGCUUCCAGCCCGGCGCGGUCCUCGCGCGCGCGCUGGGCGUCUUCUACGUGCCCGAGGGCGCGCAGCUCGCCAUCCGCGAGCCCGUCGACGGCGCCGUCAACACGGUCGACCGGCUGGUGCACGAGGCCGGCGCCGACCUGUCCGCCUGGACCGUCAACCUGCUCUUCAUCCCCAUCGUCGCCAUGUACGCGCUCGCCGCCUUCUUCACCUGCCUGCUGCUGCUGGUGCUGCUCGCCGCCACCGCGGUGAGCUUCAGGUCGCGCAACGACGACCCGCGCGAGGGCCUGCCGUCCAAGGUGUUUGGCCUGUGCGGCGGCAUCGCCGCCUGCGCUGCCUUCUUUCUGCUGCUGGGGAGCGUCAUACUGACAGUGAUUGCUCUCGUCGCCUAUGUCGUCGGUCUUGGAGUUGGCGUCGUCGACAUCACCGUGUCGUCGAGCUCAAAGCUCAAGUGGAUGUCCUGGGCCGCUUUCAUCAUCAUGGCCCUCGUGGCCAUCUCGCUCAAGGUGGAGGAGUUUGUGGCGGAGUGCGUCUUCUGGUGGAACUUCCUGAAGCAGCUUUGUGGGGCGCGGAAGACAAAGCGCAGCACAAAGGAAAAGUUCAGCGAUCCGGCACGCCAAUAUCAUUAA